Mercenaria mercenaria is the source of this 2234-nucleotide messenger RNA. RefSeq lists its product as uncharacterized. Bases 197 to 1951 code for a protein of 584 amino acids. Lineage: Eukaryota; Metazoa; Mollusca; Bivalvia; Venerida; Veneridae. Gene Ontology annotation, molecular function: dopamine beta-monooxygenase activity; copper ion binding. The record is from RefSeq and is a predicted model, not a curated record. The transcript is spliced from 11 exons.
AUAAAAUACAAGAAACUGGAAAUAAUCCAAGUAUUUGCAGUUCGAUUAAACAUAGUUUCGGACCAGUAAUUCUUUUAAACUUCCUGAUAUAACAUACAUUUUAAAGUUGAACCUAUUUAGCAUAUCUACCAUCCGUAUCAAAAACAAUCGUGUGUUCGUCUUGGCUGAAGUUUAAUGGACUUUAAAAAGUAUUAAAAUGAUUCUGAUCACUUCAACAGUAGUCUUGUUGGUUGGUAUCAUCUCUAACGCCCUCGGGUAUGAAAUAUAUCAGCGGGAAAUUCCAAACGGCGAAAUGGUACCCCAUCCAUGCAAAGAAAAUUUUCUUUGGAGAGGCGUUGGUCAUUUCAACGAGAUGGGUGGUGGUCCAAGAAAUCCUUUUGGUCUGGACUUCAAGGCAAAUAAUUUUCGGUGGGACUCUGUCUUGUGUCAGAAAGAUUCGGAUGGAGAUGGCAAAACAAAUGGCGAAGAACUUGGUGAUCCGGAAUGCGUCUGGACAAAAGGGAAGCAACCAACUAGAAAAACUAGACUAACACACCCUGGUAUUUGUGAUCCAAUGAAUACCCCAUUAUGUAAUGGAAAAACAGACUUUGUUCAAUGCGAACAUAAAGAAUUUGAUUGCCCGGCAAUAAAGGAGGAAGGCACGUUCAACUUCACGGUUCGAUUACCCGAAACUGCUGUUCCAGCCAAAGAAACAACUUACAUGUGUUAUACGUUUGAAGUACCGAGUAAUGAAAGUCACGUGGUAGCAUAUGAACCAAUCAUUGACAACGACUACGUGAUGCACCAUAUGGUUGUAUUCAAAUGCAAAGACGAUACACUAAUUGAUAACACUCCAUACGCUUGUGGAAUGUCGCCUGGUCGUGGCUGCUCGGAUAUAGUAGCGAUAUGGUCGCUUGGGAUGGUUGGACAGUGUCUCCAUAAAGACAGCGGAGUUCUCAUCGGAGGGUUGAAAGGAUUCAAGAAGGCUGCAAUACAGUUUCACUGGAAUAAUCCUGAGAAAAGAGCAGAUGAGAGUGACUCUUCGGGAUUUACAUUCUACAUUACUCCAAAACUACGCCCGUACAACUCUGGUAUUUUGACGAUUGGACAAACAUUCUUGGAGAUCCCACCCAGACAAGAAAAGUACACAACUAUAGGCAUGUGCCCAUCGGAAUGUACCCCGACCAUUUUCGCUGACAGUAUAACUGUUACGUCUGUUUACAACCAUAUGCAUUAUUUGGGUCGAGCACAAAUGACAGAACUAAGACGGGACGGUGUGGUAACUGACCUGGGCAACGACACACAGUACAGUUACGAUUAUCCAGUCCUGCACGAAUUUGAAAAAGGGGUAGAUGUAUAUCCUGGCGAUGAACUCAGGACGACGUGUGUCUUUAAGUCAACGUCAAGGGAAGCAACAACGUAUUACGGUGAUGAAACUAAUGAUGAAAUGUGUUAUUCAUUUCUAAGUUAUUUCCCUGCCGAAAAUGUCAGAACAAGCUGUUCUUCAUGGAAAAAUAUCAGUGUCUGCGACUUUGAGGACGGAACAAUUCAAGGCUGUGAUCUGAGUUCCUUGCGACUGGACAAUCCAGAGACGAUGCAGAUAAUAUCCACUGUUACCAAAAAGUGCAUGCCUGGUCUCUGUAAAGCUGAAUGCUUGAUGUAUGUUCGUGAUGUUAAGAAAAUGCCAUGCUUCAAGGGGGAUGUAGAUAUAUACACGAGGCGAGAUGUGUUGACGGGAGAUCCGGAAGAGGCUACAUUUAAGUACAUGAGUAGCUUCUAUGCAGCAUUUGACUCAUGCGACAGAGAAAUAAUGAAAGAACAGAUUGAGGAGGCUGCUGAGAAGUGUAGUGCUGAUAAGGCUUUAGCGAGAGAAAACUGUUGUGCAGAAAAUAUGUGCGAGGUUAAUUCUGCUACAAUAUUUGUAUUUGAUUCCUACAUACUCAUGGGUGUCAUAUUGAUUUUUUUCUUUUGACUCCCAGUUUCCAAUAAAGUUUGUUUUUUAAAACGCAUCAAACUUUCUGACAAAGCAAUCAUGAAAUAUAACGGAAUCAUUAGCCAAUCAUAUUCAAAAGAUUAAAACCAAUUUUGCUUUACGCUGAAUGUAUUGUUUUGUUUAAAUUGAAAUGACUGGAUACACAAUGUUUUCAUAACAUGCAUGAAAUGCUAAUGUAUUUUUAAGACGAAAGGUUGUAGAAUCUGUAUGCCACCUUGUUAUGUACUUAACAUACAUACAUAAUAAACGCAUCCAUACACAA